Messenger RNA from Mauremys reevesii (Reeves's turtle), 1429 nucleotides. It is a transcript of the gene S100Z, whose product is annotated as S100 calcium binding protein Z. Gene Ontology annotation, cellular component: cytoplasm. NCBI's taxonomy places the organism in Eukaryota, Metazoa, Chordata, Testudines, Geoemydidae. The record is from RefSeq and is a predicted model, not a curated record. Gene Ontology annotation, molecular function: calcium ion binding.
AUGCUCAGUGAAGCCAGGCCGAAGGCCACUUGGGGACAGAAGCUCACACCUGUUCAUUCCAGAUCUGUUCCACUCCACAAUAUGCCUACACAGCUGGAGAAUGCUAUGGACACCUUGAUCAAGAUUUUUCACCAUUAUUCAGGCAAAGAAGGGGACAAAUACAAACUGAAUAAAGGAGAACUCAAACAGCUCCUUACCAGCGAACUCACUGAUUUCCUUUCAUGCCAAAAGGAUCCCCAGCUGGUUGAUAAGAUCAUGACAGAUCUGGAUACCAAUAAAGACAAUGAAGUGGAUUUUAAUGAAUUUGUCAUUCUGGUUGCUGCUUUGUCUGUAGCAUGCAAUGACUUCUUUGAGGAACAGCUAAAGCAAAAGGAAAUUGGAAAUGAUAAGUAAAUGAACCACUGAGACACAACUGUAACUGAAUCAUGCUUAGUUAGCACUCAUCGGCAUUUUGUGACUGCAAACUAUGUCGUGUUAAUGUUAUUAAAUUGUAAGGACCAGGUCAUCAGUUGGUGUAAAGCAGCAGGUCUUUGCUGACUUCAGUGGGCCCAUAUUGAUUUUCACCACCUGAGAAUCUGUCCCUAAGUAUCUUCCAAGAUUUAUUUUCUGCUUUUACAUCAUGCAUUUCUCACUUCCCUGAGGCAAGAGCUCCAGAAGAUAGUUCACUUGACUCGAGUUUCUGAGUUUUCACCCUCCUACCUGUAUUCACCCCUUUUUCAUCUACCCUGCCCCACAUCUAAUGUGCUGCCCCAUCCACUGGCAUAUAUUCUUCCGGGAACUACAGUUUGCUGUCUGACUUUUAGAGCUGGUUCAAAUCUUUCAAACACAAAUUUUUCCUGAUGAAAAAUGGGUUAUUUAAAAAAAAAUUGGGGGUGGUGGGAAUUUCAUUUGACACAAGUUUUGAAUGGGAAAAUUUGAAAUGAAAUUUAAUGAAAACUUUCAUUGAGUUUUGAACUGAAUAUUUAAUUUAAUAUUGAAGUGUCCUGUUGAAAACUCUAAUUUUUUGGCAGACAAAAAAGGAUGAUUUUUUGGACCAGUUCUGCUCAGUUUGGGCCACCUUCUUCUCUGUUUUCAUUUCUCAAGCCCUCCCUUCACUUGCACUGGUAGGCUGCAGUCAUGCCUUCCUCCCAUCCAUUUGGACAGAAUGCAUGGCUUCCUUCAGCUUCCCAACCUUGCCUAGCUUCAGUUCUGUUGUGUUCUGCCCUCUGUUCAACCCCUUCUCUCAGCAUAAAAGAGUUCAUGCAGAGGAUAAAUUAUUUAAAUAAAUGCGUAGAGGACUUUGUCAGCUGAUUGCUUAUAGGAGGGGUGGAAGAAGUGAGUCUUCAGGAGAGAUGUAAAUGAGGCCAUGUGAUUCUGUUUUCUUUGUGCUGCAUCAUUAAAUGGGAGGAGUCUUUGGAGGCCUGCUGCAGGAGUUGUGGUGGGAGGAUCU